AUGAGAGAAGCGGAGAUAGGGAGGCUCUGGGCCGCCAACCUCCUCCGCCUCUGUUCGGUUGUCCUCAGCGCCGUCGUUCCGCCUUUCUUCUGGGACGGAUUCACCGUGCUGGCAACACACCUCGCCUGGCUCUGUGUUUGUUCCCUUUCUGUUAGUGCCCUUAACAUUGGCUUGCACUUGGUCCUGAAACCAAACCUGUCUCCCAAGAGAAGUUCCUUUGCUCACAAGAUAUCCAGAUUUCUAAAAUGCUGUAUAUACUUUUUCAUGUCUUGCAUACUGUUUCAUGCGAUUAUUGUUCUUUAUGGAGCACCUCUCAUAGAGUCAGUGACUGAGACAUUCUUGUUUGCAGUUCUCCUGUCUACCUUUACUACCUUACAAUGCUUGUGUAUGCUGGGACCAAACUUACAAGCAUGGAUACGGGUAUUUAGUAAAAAUGGAGCUAUGUCCAUCUGGGAAAGCAGUCUACAGAUUACUACCAUGUGCAGUAUCCUUGGAGCUUGGUUUGGAGCAUUUCCUAUUCCUCUUGAUUGGGAUCGGCCUUGGCAGGUAUGGCCCAUCUCCUGUUCCCUCGGAGCUACCUUUGGCUAUAUGGCUGGUCUGAUUAUUGCACCGCUGUGGAUACACUGGAACCGGAAGCAGCUUACAUACAAAAGCAGAUAACUGGAGCAAAGAGAGGCAAGAUAUGGGCUUCUCUUUCAUAUCAUUCAGCCUUGCCAGAGUUUUUGGGUCAUCACGAAGAUCAAUCUAGCAAGAAAGAUUGCAGUCAUGUUGGAAUACUUUUUCUAAACAAAAGUCAGCAGGCUAUAUGAUACCCUCUUUUUAAAGC
Messenger RNA from Antrostomus carolinensis (chuck-will's-widow), 826 nucleotides. It is a transcript of the gene PIGF, whose product is annotated as phosphatidylinositol glycan anchor biosynthesis class F. Lineage: Eukaryota; Metazoa; Chordata; Aves; Caprimulgiformes; Caprimulgidae. The record is from RefSeq and is a predicted model, not a curated record. Bases 1 to 660 code for a protein of 219 amino acids. The transcript is spliced from 6 exons. Gene Ontology annotation, cellular component: endoplasmic reticulum membrane. Gene Ontology annotation, biological process: GPI anchor biosynthetic process.